Penicillium psychrosexuale is the source of this 417-nucleotide messenger RNA. RefSeq lists its product as uncharacterized. Bases 1 to 417 code for a protein of 138 amino acids. The record is from RefSeq and is a predicted model, not a curated record. Lineage: Eukaryota; Fungi; Ascomycota; Eurotiomycetes; Eurotiales; Aspergillaceae. The transcript is spliced from 2 exons.
AUGGCGGUGUGGACUCGACUUGAACGCGAACCUCGUAAACAAACCCCCUUCUUCCGCAUUGCAUCAGAACCUACCCUGAAAAUGGAAGAGCAAAUUCGACAGAUCCGUGAGCGUAUCAAGAGUCAGAUUCCAGGCACCAUCAACGGCUUCCUCGAAACGGUUGGAUCAACAACAAUACGAAUACUUGGCGACACACCGAACAGCGUACUCGACAUUGGAGGUUAUAGCUGGGUUCCAUACGCCGAUUCGCGUCAACGGUCGAGGAUUCGGUUCGUACAAGGAAUGCUAGACGCUAAUAUUGCUAAUACCCUAGCAACAAUGCACAAUGGACACGGGCAUGACCCUUUGCCUUUGGUUGACGAUUGCAACGACGCUGUCCUCCAAUACAAAAAUCCCCGCAACCUUUUCUCCCGAUGA